This is a messenger RNA of Physcomitrium patens, 1549 nucleotides long. RefSeq lists its product as uncharacterized. NCBI's taxonomy places the organism in Eukaryota, Viridiplantae, Streptophyta, Bryopsida, Funariales, Funariaceae. The record is from RefSeq and is a predicted model, not a curated record.
GCAGCGAGAUUUAUGGUCGUUGCUCGUGUUGGAUGGUGUUUUAUUGGGUCAUACGGGCUACGCACAGGUUUGGCAAGGUCAGUUCAGUGGGGUUGAGGAAGAUGAUGGAAUGCGUGAAACAUGCAGUGGGUUGUUUUGAGUGGAUAGUGCUCAGAGGUGGGUGGGGUGGGAUAGGGGGCAAUCUGGGCAGAAGAGGUUGGUUUCUGGAUGCGCACGCAGCAGAGAUUGGAGGAGUUUGUGACGGCUCGGAUGGGUGGAGAAGAUCGACUUUUGCAGCAGAGUGUAAUGAAUUGAGGGGGUUAGGAUUAUUGGUAUUGCGGAGGUUGGGUGAGGAAUGCAGUUGGAGGGAGGAGUUUUGUGGGAAGCAGGCGCAUGUAGUGUUAAGGUGGAGGGUGCCGAUGGAGGUAGGAGCUUGGUAUGAAGUGUGUGAGAGUUGCAGCAGUUGGCGAGCUCAGUUGAAUUAUUGUGAGGGUCGAUAUCAGGCGAUGAAGGGAGGACACAGUGAAGUGGAAGGGAUCUCGGAGUGUUGGGAGGUAAAGGAAAGUGGAAAUGGUAUCAUUUACAAUGGUAUCACACAGAAGCAUGAAGUAACGCCUGCACUGAUGACCACCCCAAUUAGGUCUACAUUUUAACGUUACCGACACUUCAGCGGCCAUUGGAGCGUGGAGGCCACGAAGUCUGGAAGUAUCGGUCCGAGAGAGGGCAGAGCAGCUCCCCCGGGAAGGCUGAGCCCAGUACUCCGGGCUUCCCAUUGCCCACUUCACCAAUCUUGUAUCCUCCCGGAUACCUGCUGCCAUAUCGAUCAAACGCCAAUUUUCUAACUUUGUUGAGAUCGAACUGGUCCCCUUGCUCACUGGUGUCGACGGGGAUGCGAUCCACUGCAAGAGCCAGGGGUCGAGGGAUGUGCAACAAGCCAAUGCAGGUUCCAGCGAAGAAUUUCAACGUGGUUCGAGCGAAAAUCUGGAGCCACUGUGGCUGCUUCGGGUACCCAAAGGCCUCCCUUAGGCGAUCGUCUGGCAUGGCGAAUAUGGGGACGGAAAACAGGCAACGUGAAUUUCGGUACAGUCUGAAGAAGCAAGCCCACGGUUAUGUCGGCGAUCUUGCGGUUCGUGUCCGCUUACACCUUGUGCUUUACCUCGUACUCCUCUUGCCACUUCUCGAGUGCCUGCAGCGGCCACAGUGGGAGUGAGGGAGGGAAUGACAAAGAGAGUUAUUCUCACUUGUUUAGGAAUCUCUUAACCCUAUGCUUCAGUGACGUCCGUGUUCGAAAUGCAGAGAGAGUGUUUGCGAAAAACAUACCUCUAGAUCUUCAGGAAUGUCCUUGAUGCCCAUUCUGAUGCCUAUAUCUCUCCACGAUACAAAAUUGGCCAGUUUCUCUGCUGUUGUCAUGUCCCUGAAACCAUAUCUGCCCAGAGUGCGGUAAUUGCAGCGUUAGUGACAUUGAAAACAACUGAUAUGUAGUCGGAAUCUGUCGAUGCAUUAGGGUGCAACAAACCAAACAACUGUAUGUUCGGAGACUUAUCUAGCUAUACUUGAAAAAGUGGCUUCA